GUGAAGACCUUCUAGAGAUAGCAACACAAGUUUGCGCGUGAUUGCGUGCAUGUGAUUGCAUUGCAAAGGUAAUAAAAAAAUGUGCACGGUCUUGUGGACCCGUCAGCGUGGUCACGUCUGAGGUUUGCGAGUAGACGUCUCAGGGCCACUGCGUUACAUAACAAAGGCAGAGAGCAACACGGUGCCAUGCUAAAGGUGUUCGACACCUGGGCGCCCGUCUAGCCUGUGUCGACUGCAUGUGUGAUGGCUCAGUGGGUGGGUGUGUAGGUGGGGCGGCAGGGUGCUUAGAGGGUUCCCUGAACCUCAUCGUUUGUCGCCAUCUUCCUUCCUGUUUUAUUCUCUCUCAUUUCCUGUCAGCUGACUCAGUCGGAGAAUCUUAAUCUGGUAAACAUCUAUGCAGCCGCCUCUGCACACGCUCUCUCUCUCUCACACACACACACGCGCACACACUUACAAAAUGUACUGUAGCCGCACUCAGAGAGACGAACCACACAUGUACAGGAAAGGCACAGCCAAACACUUUUAACAUAUGUCUCAUGGUCAAAUCACUUUAGUGAGGUCAAAGAAAGUAGGGCUUUGUCAAUAAGCUAUAUGUAUACGUUAGUAACACUUUUAAAUGGCAUGUGAAAAUAUGCUAAUGUUUCAGGAACUGAACAUACUUUUUACACAUCUCUGUUUCUCAUAAUACUCAAGCGAUACUUGCAUUAAAAAAAGAAGGUAAUUUCAGGAGAGUUAAGAAAAAAAAAAGUGGAUGGGACAUUAGACCCCAAAAAAACAAACAACAAAUGAAAGGGCAGAAAGAAAGACAGAAAGAAAGAAAGACAGGCAGAGAGAUUAAAAAAAAAAAAAAAAAAAAAGAAGCAAGCAAAAGAAGAAAGGACUAGAGACAACAAAGUUGGGCACUCGGUGAGAAAAAGAGACGCAGAGUGAGAUAAGGACGGGCAAGGAGACGGAAAGAGAAACAGAGAGAUGGAGGAGGGGGGCAGAGAGAUAAAGAUAGCUGAAAGGAGGGAGAUCCGUCAGCGUUUGUUUCCUCAGGAUGUGGUUACCACGACGACGAAAAGGCAGAGAGGCAACAUCACUACCCGCUGGUCCUCUUUGACACCUGCAAGUGUGUGUGUGAAAGUUGGUGUGUGUGUGUGUGUGUGUCAGUGAGUAACUAAAUGAGUAGACGUGCGUGAGUGUGUGUGUGUGUGUGUGUCUGUGUGUGUGUGUGUGUGUGUGUGUGUGUGUGUGAAAAAGUAUGUGGUCUGAGUACGGGUGGUUGUCAUGUGUGUCCAUUUUGCUUUAGGUGCUCUGUGCGUGUGUGUGUGCGUUUGUGCGCUGGAAAGGAUGCACAGUGAAAAGAAAGAGAGCGAAAGAAAGAAAGAAAGAAAAAGGAAGGACUGAGAGGUCGAAAAUCUGAAGGGGAAACAAUCAAACGCGACGAGACAGUGCGCCGGAGAGCAGAACGAGAAAGAGUCAGAAGAACGAUGAGGAGAAUCAGGAGAGCUGUAAGAGCCCGAAAGCAUGAACAACACGGGACGAACAUACGCGAAAAGGAAAUUAAGCGUCAAGAACUGGUAAAAAAAAAAAAGAGAAAAAAAGAACCCGACAACCUUUAUACGUGUUAAGUCUAUUUGCCUGUACAUUUCAUCUUACUUCAUUUCUCUCUCUGACUCACUCAGUGUCCUAUUUAGAGCAGAAUGUGGUUUCAAGAAGAAAGAUAGAAGAUAGAAGAAAAAAUGACGAAGAAUUUAAGAUUCAAUGCAAAUAUCUGCAGCUGGAGUGAGAUUUAACGUUUGAAAUGUUGUUUUUAUGAAGGAAGUAUUGUGCGUCACGGUUAAAAUGGAUUUUUAUUUUUUAACUGUAAUUGAAGUAGGGUUGUGUUUGCUAGAAAAAUCGCCGUCUCUUCAUGGCUUCACCCGAAUCAUAACUUCAUGCAGGUGUGAGGCACUCUAGCAAAACCCAGCGAGCCACUAUGGAGGAUCGCCCGUCAGCACAAUCCUUCUCCAACCACCACCAGCCUCGCCACCGCCCGUCCUUUCCCGUCACCGUGCCAAGCUUUCACAACUCCCAAGUGGAAUACCCGUCCACUCAGCCCGCCCAGGGUUCCCUGGAGGCGUACGGGAGUAGAGGGGAAGAAUCUGCAACGUCGUUCCUGAUAUCAAACGCCUCGCCGGGGUCUAAAAGAGGGAGCAUUGGGGCUGACAGAGUCUUCCUGAACGCCGGCCUUAGCAGUCUGGAUGGAGAUACUAGUUUAGGGGGCCAUCUUGAUGGUGAUAACGGGUUAGGCAGCCAUUUUGAUGACUCUUGGUAUGGCACUGUCAAAAAAGAAGUUUGGGAUGAUGGAGAGAGUUGUGAGAGUCCUGCGGAUGAAUUUCCUGCUAAAAGUGACUGCUACGUAAACACGAAUGAUGUCUUUUACACAAUGAACUGUGCCAGUGAGGAAGGAGUCAGGCAUAGAGCCAGAUCAAACUAUAAUAACUAUGCUCAUGUUAGCUGUGAGGCUAAAAGUGAAGCAGCUUACAGCAGGGAGGCUAACAUUAGCCACUUUACUAAACAGACUACGUCCUGCAACAGAAAUGGUUCAGGGAGCUUUAAUGACAGCGGUGUAGAGUACUGUAGGACGGAUUCAAGAGUAAGCGAAGGCUAUUUGGGAAGAGAAGAAGAUUAUGGGUCCAGCUGUGGCUCAGGUGAGGAUCAGAUUCAACCGGCAGAGGUUGACGGACACUGGCUCAGUAUCUCUCCCUCGAGUCAAGAAGGCAGAUGGCGAGGAGCUGCAGACGGCCACAAUUUGGCAUCUGGAUGCCUACCGCAGAGAUCGCUCAUCAGCAUCAACAGCAGGACGUACACUCAGAAACUGGACUCCUUCUCCGAGGCUUUCCUCUCCCAGCGAAAGAGACGAUACCCCGGGAUGCCCGGCGGAGAUUCCUCCGGACCAAUUUGGGAAUACGGAAUCGCGAGAGGAGAGAAUCCCACACUGGCGAGGCAAAGUUGCGCCUUUGACACAGACUCUUACAUCCCUCCCUCCUCCUCCUCGUCUUCCCCCGGUCACCCCUCUCUCCCGUCUUUCCCCUCUCCCCCCACGUCGUCUCACCUCAUGUCUUCGGUCCUCAGUCCUCCCCCCACACCUUUACCCCCUCCAUCCCACUCGCCCUCCAAAAUGGACUCUCCCAGUGGGUUUGCAGGCACCGGACAUUCGGUUCAGCAGGGAGGAGAGCCGCUCGGCACCGUCCAGUUUUUCACGUCUCGCCUCCCACCCGUGCCCUCUGUACACCCCCCUGGGAUGCUAUGGAAGUUUCCACUGCUGUCACACUGCUUCCCGCAGUCGUCAGGGGACCCCGGCAAUACUGAAUGCAGCCUAAGAUCCUCCCAUGGCGACGACUAUGGUAACACAGCCGCGCACAAACACCUCCAGUCUCCCGAGUCGCUGUUCCCCUCCUCCUCGUCCCAUCAUCCGUCCGUUCACCCGUCCAGAGCCCUCUGUGCCUCCACUGGUCCACCCCUCCAAACCCCUUUCCAUUUCCAGCCUCGCCAGACUCACGUCUCCGGCCAGCGUCACGAGGCGGUGGAGAGGAUAGCUCCUUGCAUAGUGACCCAGAAAGUGAAGAACGGACCAGCAAGUGUGAACCAAGCACAACUACGGGGACAAGCCACUCCAAUCUACACCGGAAAGCCGUUCCCCAGUGUCCUUCAAUCCGGCAGGGGCCAGAAGAGGAGCCGUUACACACCACGGCCGCUCCUCAAUCCAGUCCGCACAGGGAUGGGGCUCUACUCCUCCGUCUCGUCUCUCCAUCACAGAGACGAAGAAUCAAGACAGGAAGAGGACUGCGGCGUCUCGCCAUGCAUCAACGUGGGUCCUGAUUUCCAGGCCGAUCUCCCUCCUUUCUUUGCGGACCGUGAAUGGUCCGGGGUGUGGCUGCCCGAGGAAGAGUCCCCACGGGAACAGUUACUCUGGAAACCGUGGCACGAGCUGGAGGACAGCGCCAACUCACAAGACCAAGUGGAGAAGCUGCUGUCCAUGUGCAGUUCCAGCUGCCUACCAGGAGGAGGCAGCAACACGGAGCUGGCUCUGUACUGUCUCAACUACUGUCAGGGGAACACAAUGGCCACACUGGAGAUGCUGUUGUUCUCACAGCCCUCACCCACAGGAGACUACCACUACUCUGGCUGUGAUGCUUGGACAGACACUGAAAAGAGUCUCUUCAAUGCAGCUCUCGGGACUUGUGGAAAAGACUUUACACUCAUAGAGAAAAUGGUGAGGACUAAGACAGUGCGCCAGUGUGUGGAGUUUUACUACCUGAGCAAGAAGCUGCUGGACAAGCAAAAGAAACAGAAAGAGGAGGAGAGCAGAGAAGGAGAGGUGGAGCAACAGAAAAGUGUGACGCCCAUCUGUCAGCCAGUGGACAGACAGUAUUCGGUGGAGGAGGCGGUUCCCGUGCCCUCAUUGGCCAGCUUCUUCCCCUGCAAGCUGUGUGGCAAAAUGUUUUACAAAAUCAAGUCCCGUAAUGCUCACAUGAAGAUCCACCGGCAGCCCCAGGAGGACUGGAGCGAGAGGCGGCUCCAGCACCAGCUCCUCACCCAGCGUCUGGCCCUCACUCGUCCCGCCAACCUCAUCCCCGCUCCCAGCAGCAACCUGCUCCCGUCUCAGCCUCCAGCUCUGACAUUUCCCUCCUCAGGCCACGCUGGAACGCCGAGCAGCACCAACGGCAAUGCGAACGACGUCCACAACUCUGUAAGCAGUAGCAACCCCAUCGUUCCCAGCAAUGUCCUAGAUCCCAGCACGGCUGUAACGUACAGCAGUAGCAUCGCGCCACCAAACUGUCAUUUAAUCGCCAACGUUGACACCAGCGACUCGCACCAAAGAGAACCGGCCUCCGUGUUACCCUUCCACCCGUCAUGGGGCUCUUUUGGACAGCCUCCAGAUCCGGCCGCCUUCUACUGCAACCUGGACGGGAAGGAGGAAGUAGGAGCUGGGACAGUGCCGGGAAAAGAGACAAUCAACUGGCAGUAAAGCUCCAACGGCAAAAUGCAUUACGACCACAAUCAAGGCUGUGUGUUUUAAUUCAGACUCCUUAUCUUUUACUAUUAUUCAAACUUGAGUGCUUGUUUCAAACGUUUUCUUAUGUUAUAAAUUUUGCACUUAAAUGUCUUACGUAUUUAAAUGUUUCUCACGCAUUUGACAUUUGAAUAAAACCUGUAACCAUACAAUUGUUUGUUACAAUUGAGCUUAGCUUUUUGAGCUUAGCUUCCAGGUUGUGGGUCCGUAUUUUUAUUUUUUUUUACAAAUAAACGUAUGAACGUUCUGUUCUGAAUUAACGUUAAUGCAUUUAACCUCAGGAAAUAUAUUUCCAGAGGGGCCCCUUUAAGGGAGACAAACUAAACUGUGCCCUGUUUCCAAAAGGUCUACAUUUCAACCGAGGCCUUACAAAGAUACACAAAAACAGGCAUGCACGCAUAGACACGCACAGCUUGUUGAAAGGUUUUGAUUUAACACCAUAAUGGGCUAAUAUUGACCUUGGGAAACCAUCUCCUCUCUUAUAACUGUCUGAGUGCCCAGAAUUGUUGAUGGUUAACUACAGUGACCAUGUGUUUGUGUAGUGCAAGUGUGUUCUGGGAGAUGCCAACAACUGAGGGUGCUGAGUGGUAGCGUUCAGCAGGUCAACCGUAAUUUAUGUAAAAACGGGGCACCACGGACAAAUGUCCAGUCCAAAACAAUAUUUCCUUUUUGCACUGGCAGAAUGCACCUUUUAGAGUAUAGUGCAGAGCAGAUGUUUGUUCUGUAGUGAUUGGGUCAGUUGUGUACCUCAUGCUCCCAGCUGAAGUGCGUUUGUCAAGGCCGGGAGUGCUCUUUGAUCCCCACGACCACUCUGAUAAUGAUAAUGGUGUUUGUAGUUUCCAGGUGUAUAAUGUGUGCGUUAAAGUGCCUGUGCGUAUGUAUGUGGUGGGUACAUUGUGUGUUUACCCCCGUUCGCCUCUGAUAAACGUUAACAAUGGCCUUUAGAGUGGUUGCUCGUCUGAAACACUCCCUCCCCCCGAUGAAAGUCUAUGUCCGACACGGUUUGCCUGCCUUUUUUUUUUUUUUCAGAUUCUAACACUGACUGAACUUCCUAUCUCUGUAAUGUAUAGUGCAAGCUGUAAAUAAAUAAGCCUAGCAUUUUU
This is a messenger RNA of Mugil cephalus (flathead mullet), 6144 nucleotides long. RefSeq lists its product as uncharacterized. Lineage: Eukaryota; Metazoa; Chordata; Actinopteri; Mugiliformes; Mugilidae. Gene Ontology annotation, molecular function: transcription corepressor activity. The record is from RefSeq and is a predicted model, not a curated record. Gene Ontology annotation, cellular component: transcription regulator complex; histone deacetylase complex. The transcript is spliced from 11 exons. Gene Ontology annotation, biological process: negative regulation of DNA-templated transcription; regulation of transcription by RNA polymerase II. The coding region runs from base 1961 to 4996 and encodes 1011 amino acids.